Molecule: messenger RNA, 2169 nt
Organism: Triticum dicoccoides
Lineage: Eukaryota; Viridiplantae; Streptophyta; Magnoliopsida; Poales; Poaceae
Exons: 13
Coding region: 35-1591 (518 amino acids)
Biological process (GO): nucleotide transport
Cellular component (GO): membrane
Molecular function (GO): ATP:ADP antiporter activity
Source: RefSeq, a predicted model, not a curated record
GCAGGAGCAACAUUACAACGCGAGCGAAGAGGCGAUGGGGCUGACAAGGAGGGAAGGGAGGCAGAGGCGAGUCAACUCCAGCCCGCCCGGUCACCGGCCGGAGGGGAGAAUGGCGGAGACAGGACCGACCCACCGGCUCCGCGCGCGCGCCGAGGCGGCGGUGGCGUCCCUGGUGGACGUCCGCCCCCACGAGAUGGCCCCGCUGACCAGCGCCGCCUCCACCUUCUUCUUCAUCCUGAGCGCCUACUUCGUGGUGCUGCCGCUGCGGGACGAGGGGGCCAUCUCGCUGGGCCUCGGCGCCCUCCCGGGCCUCUUCGCCGGCUCGCUCGUGCUCACCGUCCUCGCGGCCCCCGUCGCCUCCCUCGCCUUCUCGCUCCCGUCCGUCCCCAAGUCCAGUGCUUUGGUUUUGAUACACAGGUUCUUCAGCAUAUCCGUUCUUGUAUUUUUUGUGCUUUGGUUUGCCUCGAAGCCGGGCUCCCCAUCUACCGCCCAGUCAAGUGAAGAUGGUUCAAAUAAACCUGCUGGCUGGGGAAACCACAGCUGGUUAUACAUAGUUGUGAGAAUAAGCUUCUUUCUCUGGGUUGCUUUGCUUAAUCUCAUUACAAUAUCAUCCACUUGGGCAAGGGUAAUUGAUGUCAUGGACAGUGAGUCAGGUUCAAGAUUGUUUGGUUUUAUCGGGGCUGGUGCUACGCUAGGGCAACUUUUUGGUUCUUUGUUUGCUGCAAGCAUGGCAUGGAUGGGACCCUUUCUGCUCCUAUUUUCCUCCCUCUUGAUGGAACUUGCUGCACUGUCAUCUAAAGGAAUUUGCAUUGAUGCUAAUCAUGGUUCAACAGAAUUGCCAUCAACAGGAGCAGAACCAAGUCAAAAUACCGAGCUUGGUGAUGAAAUGUCUUCGCUGGUCACUUCACCUAGAACACCUUCCCAAUCUCAAAAGACAAAGCCUGGGAUUUUUGUGAUGUUUGAAGGUUUCUGGCUGAUCAUGCGCUCGUCUUACCUGAUAUACAUAUCUCUGUUUCUAUGGCUGAGUGCAGUUGUCUCAUCCUUCUUUUACUUCCAGAAAGUAACUAUAGUUGCUACUACAAUAUCAAGCCCAACUGCCAGAAGGAGAACAUUUGCACUGAUAAACAGCUUUAUAGCAGUUUUUAUUCUUGCCGGACAGCUCACUUUGACGGGUCAUAUCCUUACAGUAGCUGGUGUAACGGUUGCUAUUUGCGCAUCUCCAUUUAUUGCUGCCUCAAAUUUGGUUGCCCUUGCUGUAUGGCCAACUUGGUUUGCUGUUGCUGUCACUGAAACAAUUCGAAAGGUAACUACCUAUGUUUUGACUAGACCGGGAAGGGAGUUAUUAUUUACUGUUGUCUCACAGGAUGAGAAGUACAAAGCCAAGGUCUGUAUAGAUGUUAUUGUUCAAAGGCUUGGUGAUGCGACAGCUGCUGGAAUUUACACAUUACUUUUCAGCAGCUUCGAGAAGAAAAUAUCCAUUGUCAACCUCUAUGCAUUGCCGCUCUGCUUUGUCUGGCUUCUCAUUGCAUUUCAUUUGGGACGGCUCCAGACAAAUCUUGCCAAGCUUCAGGCAGCUUCUGACCCGUCCUAGUUCCUCCCAAACAUGUACCUGGAACCUAAAAAAUAGGUAUCGUGGUGCUUCUUGACAUCUAUCAAGACAUGUGGCUGAGUAAGGCUGUUUGUGCCUGGCUUUUACUUUUCUAGGAUAUCGACUCAAGACAGUGAAGUUGUUCGAGAAUGCAGAAGUACAGUAUGUCCUGAAGACAAUGUUUUUGCCACCAGCAUUGAUUUUGUCUGCACAUUUCAAAGGAGCUACAAAUUGACGAACGGACAUUCGAAUAUAACACUGGAAGUAAAGUAACUACCUGAAGGGUGAACAUAGAGGAAGACAUAAAUAGUACUAGCAGGCUAGCAGCUUAGAGUAUAAGAAUACACGAAUUUUGUAUCUGCUUUUAGUCCAUCCUUUCAUGGUGGAAAAUUGUGUCAUGCAAACUUUAAGCAUGUUAAUUCAUUGUUUAUGGGGAAAAGUAGGCAUUGUUCUGUUGUGCUGCAUAAAAUAAUGUACUGUCCAAUACCACUCCCAGACUGCAUAUCAUUUGCAGAGAUGUGUAAUACCGACAACCAUCUGAUGAACCCGGACUACUGAUGCUACGAUGAAAUAUUUCUGUA